AAAAUUACUGCUUGCCAGUAACGGCCAUGAUUUCCCAGUUCUUCAUUCUGUCCUCCAAGGGGGACCCGCUCAUCUACAAAGACUUUCGCGGGGACAGUGGUGGUCGUGAUGUGGCCGAGCUCUUUUACCGGAAGCUGACGGGACUGCCUGGAGGCGAGUCCCCGGUUGUCAUGUAUCAUGACGAUCGUCAUUUCAUUCACAUCAGACACAGUGGUCUCUAUUUGGUGGCCACAACCUCCGAAAACGUCUCUCCUUUCUGCCUCCUGGAGCUACUUUCCCGGUUAGCCACUCUCCUGGGUGACUACUGUGGCUCACUCAGUGAGGGAACCAUCUCACGGAAUGUGGCUCUUGUCUACGAACUCCUGGAUGAAGUGCUGGAUUAUGGCUAUGUGCAGACUACAUCCACGGAAAUGCUGAGGAACUUCAUCCAAACUGAAGCUGUGGUCAGCAAGCCCUUCAGUCUCUUUGACCUCAGCAGCGUCGGAUUGUUUGGGGCAGAGACACAGCAGAACAGAGUGGCCCCAAGCAGUGCUGCCAGUCGUCCAGUCUUGUCCAGUCGCUCUGACCAGAGCCAAAAGAAUGAAGUGUUUUUAGAUGUGGUCGAGAGGCUGUCUGUACUGAUCGCAUCUAAUGGCUCAUUGUUGAAGGUGGACGUCCAAGGAGAGAUACGGCUCAAGAGCUUCCUUCCGAGCGGUUCUGAGAUGUACAUUGGCUUGACAGAAGAAUUUUGUGUGGGAAAGUCAGAGCUGAGAGGUUAUGGGCCAGGAAUUCGAGUUGAUGAGGUGUCAUUCCAUAGCUCUGUCAAUCUAGAUGAGUUUGAGUCUCAUCGGAUCCUCCGCCUGCAGCCACCUCAGGGCGAGCUGACUGUGAUGAGAUACCAGCUCUCUGAUGACCUCCCCUCACCACUCCCCUUCCGGCUCUUUCCCUCUGUACAGUGGGACCGAGGCUCAGGCCGGCUCCAGAUUUACCUGAAGUUACGGUGUGACCUACCCCCAAAGAGCCAAGCUCUCAACAUUCAUCUGCACCUUCCCCUGCCUCGGGGGGUAGUCAGCCUGUCUCAGGAAUUGAGCAGCCCAGAUCAAAAAGCAGAACUGGGAGAAGGAGCCCUCCACUGGGACCUGCCCCGGGUACAAGGAGGCUCUCAACUCUCAGGCCUGUUUCAGAUGGAUGUCCCUGGCUCACAGGGGCCUCCCAGCCAUGGGCCUUCUCCCUCGGCAGCCCCCUUGGGGUUGGGUCCUGCCAGCCUCUCCUUUGAACUCCCUCGGCACACAUGCUCUGGCCUCCAGGUUCGCUUCCUUAGGCUGUCCUUUAGCACCUGUGGUAGUGCCAACCCUCAUAAGUGGGUACGACACCUGAGCCACAGCAAUGCCUACGUAAUUCGGAUUUGAAGCUCCCCAAACAAGGAUAUGGACAGCAAAGUCAGCAGCGGGCAGUUGAACAGGAAAAGGACAUUUGCUUUCUUGUGUCUUUGGAUCUGGACAGAAGAAUCCCAAGACCAGGAAGGUUCCACGGACUCACCCUUUCUGUUGUAUGUGAUGCACAGAGGCUCACAAACUUACAAAUCCAGCUUUUAUUCUGAGGAACUUACUGUACAGUAUCUAAAAAGAAAGUCACUGGGGGAAACAGCCUACUACUCCCUCCUCCCUCACGCAUUUUUUGUGCAUGUAGGACUCCGCAGAAGAGGAGGUCAGCAGAUAUGACGUUAUCGUUAUCACAGAGCAGGUUGAGGGGAGCCAGGUCCAGUAGGCUGGGAGCCAUUAGCCUUUGGAGUCCCUGGAGCUGGAGGAGGGCUGUCUCCAGCGUCCUGCUUCCCCCCACAGAGGGCAUUGCCCCCAAGUGGGGAUGGUGAGGAAGAUGGAGGAGGGACUGGAGAAGGAUGAGAAGGGGGUCCUCCUUUGCCUUCCCCUGUUGGGGGAAGGGAGACCACGAUGUAUUUCUGAACACUGCCAGGACCAGCAGGGGCUGUGCUUGGGGGUGCUGUGGUGGCAGUGGAGACCAGCUUGACGAUGGGCUGCACGCUGGGAACUGUGGUGGUGACAGGAGAGGUAGUGGUAGAGCCUGAGCCAGGAGCUGAGGUGCUGAGGGACAGGACCUGGGGGAGAAAGGAAGGCAAGGCGAUUGUGUGCUGUCUACCUCACACCUGGAAGGCCUUGGUCAUGCUGUUCUUGCUUCCUUCUGCUCCCAAUGAAGGAUCAAGAUCCAGGAGAGUGCUGCUAGCUUGAACCCUCUAAGAUCCUGACCAGAGGCCCUCCUACCUUCUGAGUUUGGGCCUGGAAGAAUUAGGCCUCCACUUGGGAGGCUUCCCCAGGUGCCCCUCACAUCCUUCACCCAGCCCCACAUACCUGCUGAGUUGAUGAGGCACUGGAAGAUGAGGACAUGACAAUAAACUUGGUUGGAGGAGGAGAAGGCUGAGGAGGGGCAGCAGCUCUAGCAGACACCAGUGUCUGGACAGGCAAGGCAAUGGAGCCAGGGACCUUCAAUAAGCCAGGGGUACGAGGGCCUGGCUGAGGGGCCUGUGAGAGGGUCAGCGUGGGCCGAGGCUAUGAAGAGAGACAGGAAGAAAAUGUCACCAUUGAAGGGAGACCUGGGUUGUGCUUGCUCUUAGCUCUUCACUGGGGGUAGGAAUAGGGUCAAGCUCCCUGGACUGCUGGCUGUGGCAAGUCCUGUCCCAAACCUGCACAAUCCUGUGCAGCUCCUCCCUCAGCAGCUGACCUGUGUGAUGGUGAGAGUGGUCCUGUUGACUUGCUGAGCUUGUAGAGCAGCUUGGGCCCUGGCCUUCACCACAUGGGAGCAGAGAAGGGGCCCAAGGGACCCAAAUUCUCCCCUGUAGGCAUCCUGAUUGUCAGGUGGAGGGCGCAGCUUCGCCAGUACUGGGGCACAGUGUUUCUGCAGAGACGGCAAAGUAAGGCUGGUACUCUGCAGCAAAUGUGAGAGGGGCUCACCCACCGCUACAGUUAGAGGCCACAGUGAACUGAGCUGGGUGUGGUGGUUCCUGCCUGUAGUCCCAGCAUUUAUGCUGAAGCAGGAAGAUCUGAGUUUUAGGCUAGCCAGAGCUAUAAAGAGAAUUUUGGGCUAACUUGGGUGGAUGGAAUGUCUCAAAGUUGUGUAUGCUGGGGGCGGGGGACAAGGAGAAUAUAGCUCAGUGGUAGAGCAUUGUGGAAACAGGCAUGUGGCCCUAGGUACAAUUCCCAGCAGCACAUACAACACACAAAAAAAGGAAAUGGGAGACUGGAGGUGGAGCUCAGAGGUUUAGAAUGCUUGCUCUUCCAGAGGUUGGUUGCUCACAACCAUCUGGAACUCAAGUUCCAGGCAUCUUGUUGCCUUCCUUUGGCAUUUGUGGGCACCUGUACACACGGUGUACAUUCAUAAAAUAAAAAGGAUUUCAGUGGGUGUGGUGGUACACUCCGGUAAUCUCAGCACUCAAGAAAGCAGAGGCAACAGGAUUGUCACAGGGCCAGCAUAGUCUACCUCAUAAGUUCCAGGCUAGCCAACACAAGACUCCAUCUGUAGGCAUCAACAAAAAAAACCUAAAGACUGUUUCCUUGCAUAGGGAUCAGCUGGUAUGAAAAGGAUUUGCUGUAUCUAGUGACGACCUACGUGGGGUGCUCAUGAGCCUUGUAUAGGGUGAGACAGCAGGAUGAAGGCAGUGCAGUCCAGAAGUUAGGAACUUCUUAAGUUAAGGCCUCUGUUUCUGUUUGUGUCUAGCUUUUCAUGUGCACCACAGUGCUGGCCUCUGAAGAGUAAAAGAGUUAAGAUGUGCCUCGUGCUUGCUAAA
This is a messenger RNA of Myodes glareolus (Bank vole), 3775 nucleotides long. Lineage: Eukaryota; Metazoa; Chordata; Mammalia; Rodentia; Cricetidae. The record is from RefSeq and is a predicted model, not a curated record.